AUAUAACGACUACAUAACAUCUGGUAACAACAUUUCAGGGCUCUGAACAUUCGAGUCCAUGACUGUUGUAAACUAUCCUUCACGAGUAUUUGGGACUACAAAAUGUACCGCUGGUUUUAGAAAGUGACGAAAAGGCCUCCGUUCAUCAAAUUAUUGCCAUACAAAUACCCACCGAUUCGUUUACUCGUCUCCUCAUUCGGGGUUCAACCCGAGUUGAAAUGAAGCGAACUCGGCGAUUCAAACGUGUUGCAAGCUCAAAACCCAAUAAACCCAUUUCAACAACAACCGAUUCAGGCCAUGAUUCUGACACUCUGACGAGUCGCCGCUCCAAAUCAAUGACCAUCAGGUCCAGUUCCCCCGAACCCAAAAUUAACUCGGUUCCCAACUCAGUUCCAUCGUUUGACAAAGUGACGAUUAUGCCACCUCAGUUCUUCCAGGUUGAUGCUCUUGAUCUUGCCCCUCGUUUACUUGGGAAGCUUCUGAGGAGAGACGACGUUGUUCUUCAGAUUACUGAGGUAGAAGCUUACAGGCCAAAUGAUUCAGCGUGUCAUGGUAGAUUUGGAGUUACAGCAAGAACAGCCCCAGUUUUUGGAAAAGGAGGACAUGCAUAUGUGUAUCUUUGCUAUGGUCUGCAUACAAUGCUCAAUGUUGUUGCUGAUAAGGAAGGAGUUGGGGCUGCUGUUUUAGUACGAUCCUGCGCUCCUGUGAGUGGGUUGAAGACCAUUCAGCAGCGUCGAGGACAAAUAACUGAGAAACCGGUUCUUCUCACUGGUCCUGGAAAGGUUGGUCAAGCUCUAGGAAUUUCCACAGAUUGGUCUAAUCAUCCGCUUUAUACACCUGAUAUCAAUGGAUUUUGCACAGGUGGUUUAGAACUCUUAGAUGGUCCAGAGCCUGAGAAGAUAUUGAUAGGCCCUCGCGUUGGCAUUGAGUAUGCCUUACCUGAGCAUGCUAAUGCCUUGUGGAGAUUUGCUGUUGCUGAUACGCCUUGGAUAAGUGCUCCUAAAAACACACUUAGGCCUCCAUGAUUUAGGAUUCUUGCAACAGGGAAUUCUAUGUAUAUGGAAAGAUUGGAGUGAAAAAAUCUUGAAUUAUUAUAGCAUUAAAAGAUCUUUUCCCUUUACUAAAAUAAUGCGAGCUUUAUGGACUUGCAAAUAGAGCUAUAUUGUUUUUGCAAA
Mangifera indica (mango) is the source of this 1175-nucleotide messenger RNA. Its product is annotated as DNA-3-methyladenine glycosylase. The transcript is spliced from 6 exons. NCBI's taxonomy places the organism in Eukaryota, Viridiplantae, Streptophyta, Magnoliopsida, Sapindales, Anacardiaceae. The record is from RefSeq and is a predicted model, not a curated record. Gene Ontology annotation, biological process: base-excision repair. The coding region runs from base 219 to 1025 and encodes 268 amino acids. Gene Ontology annotation, molecular function: DNA binding; alkylbase DNA N-glycosylase activity.